CUCAUGCACGGAUGUGUAUGUACCUCCUUGACGUUACUCCCCUCGCCUAUAUAAGUCCAGAGCAACUCAACUUCUUGCUCCAUACUCGACUCUGUGCGACUUUCGGAUCCACCUUCACCCAGUCGAACUCGGGGCGUAUCCGCGCAAGACACUCUUAUUCUCCAUCUUGCGCGUCUCUAUUCAACUCGUUAACACCGCUCUCUGCGCACUCUCGCGACCUCGCCUUGCCACCAAUUCCGCACACGCCCCACCUGCUUUGACAUGCCGCGGUU
Schizophyllum commune H4-8 is the source of this 272-nucleotide messenger RNA. RefSeq lists its product as uncharacterized. The coding region runs from base 12 to 260 and encodes 82 amino acids. The record is from RefSeq and is a predicted model, not a curated record. The transcript has a single exon. NCBI's taxonomy places the organism in Eukaryota, Fungi, Basidiomycota, Agaricomycetes, Agaricales, Schizophyllaceae.